Onychostoma macrolepis is the source of this 1346-nucleotide messenger RNA. Its product is annotated as uracil nucleotide/cysteinyl leukotriene receptor. Gene Ontology annotation, cellular component: membrane. Gene Ontology annotation, biological process: phospholipase C-activating G protein-coupled receptor signaling pathway; positive regulation of Rho protein signal transduction. Gene Ontology annotation, molecular function: G protein-coupled receptor activity. The transcript has 2 exons. The coding region runs from base 109 to 1053 and encodes 314 amino acids. Lineage: Eukaryota; Metazoa; Chordata; Actinopteri; Cypriniformes; Cyprinidae. The record is from RefSeq and is a predicted model, not a curated record.
GAGCAAACACUACAUUCAUUUGGUCUAUAGCCAGAGGAGGUCAAUGUGCUGACUGCUGGGGAAGACUCUAACCUACUUAAGCUCAAUCUCAUAUUAUAGACCUGCUCUAUGUCAAACCACUCCAUGGAGGGGAUUUACCUUAGCUCUCACUUGGAGAACAGCCUGCUCACAACCUUCUACAUUGUCAUCUUCAUCCUCUCAGUCCCGAGUAAUGCACUGGCACUUUGGGUGUUCUGCCACCGCAACACCAACAACACCCCUUCCAAAGAGUUUCUGAAGCACCUGGCUAUAGCGGACAUGUCUUACGUCUUGGUGCUCCCCAUGCGAGUGAUCUACCACAUGUCAAACAGUCACUGGCCUCUUGGUGAAGGAGCCUGUCGCGUGGUUGGUUUCCUGUUCUUUGUCAACCUCUACUGCAGCAUGUACUUCAUGACUUGUAUCAGUGUAGACCGUCUGUUGGCUUGUGUUGUACCACACAAAACUCACAAUCUGAGAAAUACCAGGAAUGCCAAAGUGGUCUCUGCAGUGCUGUGGUUCAUGGUGACUAUUUCCAUGUUGCCUGUCCUAUUCUCUAAAAACAAAGUGACCAGACAAAUGCAGAAUGUGACAGUGUGCGAAAAGCUGUACAUAGAGAAUUCCUCCAAUCGCACUGGUGCGUUGGUGUCCACUGCUAUUGCAUUUGUGAUACCUCUGGUCACCCUGAGCAUUUCUUACAUUCUCAUAUUUGCCAAAGUAAAACAGAUGACUUUUACAGAAAGGAUGCCUACUCAGCGUAAGGCAAUGAGAAUGGUUGUUCUAACUGUGGUUAACUUCUUGAUUGCAUUUGUGCCCUAUCAUAUCCACCGAUUUGUAUUUAUCCUACAGCAUGAUGACAUGUCAAGGUCAGAAUCCGAAAGACAAAUGUUGCAUUUAGGAAAUCGCAUCACCUCAGCUUUAACAUGCGUAAGUGGUGUGUUGGAUCCUGUCAUGUACUUCUUUCUGGCUAGAAAUUACCAAGAGACCUUGCUGCAGCUUUGUGGUAGAAACCCCAAAGAUGAGCAAUCUACCACAUGAUCGAACAAGAAAUGCCACAACAUCUUCUCAGCUGUGAACUACCAGACAUACUGAAACUCGGUAUCUGUAAAACAAGUAGAAGUAGAAAAGGUAUGGCUGAAUUCAUAUGGAUUCAUUCAGAAACUUGUUGAAUCCAUGACGUGCAAUCUGAUUCCUUCUACAACAUGUAUGAAUCACUAGUGUUUGUGUUUAUUUUACCUUUUUAUUCUGUCAACAUUUAUCAUUUAUCAAUUAAUUUAUCAUAUAUCAUUUUUUGCAUAUACUUUCAGUUGUUCAAAAUAUGAACAAAUAAA